Notechis scutatus (mainland tiger snake) is the source of this 634-nucleotide messenger RNA. The record is from RefSeq and is a predicted model, not a curated record. Lineage: Eukaryota; Metazoa; Chordata; Lepidosauria; Squamata; Elapidae.
AGGGCUUGCAGGAAGCCAGCCGGGCUCGCUCCUCUCUAAGCAGCCCCGGGAAAGGCGGCCGUUUUGCAGUUUGCACCCGUCGGCGGGCACCGCCUCCAGCCGGCCUCUUCUCUUCUCUUUCUCGGCCAUGGCGCGGCCGGAGCUCGCUUGGCUGGCCGGCUUCCUGCGCGAUUGGCCCGGCCCUUUGGGCCCCGCCGAACCGCCGCCCUGGACCGCUUCCACCGCUUUGCUCCGGCCGGACGAAACGGAGGCCGAAUUGACCGAACGGGCUCGCGGCUUCCUGGGCAGAAGCCUCUCUCUGGAUGACGUUGAUCGCGCCUACUUUGCCGUCUACGAUGGUCAUGGAGGGAUCGAGGCCGCUAAUUACGCUGCUGCCCAUUUGCAUGUCAAUGUGGCGCAUCACGAGAAGCUUCUGGAAAACCCCGCGGAAGCGCUGAGAGAUUCCUUCCAGAAGACGGACGAGAUGUUUCUCUUGAGAGCCAGGAGAGAGAAGCUUCGGAGCGGCACCACAGGGGUGUCUUGUUUCCUGGUUGAUGACAAGCUGCACAUAGCCUGGCUGGGGGAUUCUCAAGUGAUGCUGGUCCAGCAAGGAAAAGUUAUAACUCUGAUGGAGCCUCACAAACCAGAACGAGAG